Messenger RNA from Suillus plorans, 708 nucleotides. RefSeq lists its product as uncharacterized. The coding region runs from base 239 to 478 and encodes 79 amino acids. The record is from RefSeq and is a predicted model, not a curated record. The transcript has 3 exons. Lineage: Eukaryota; Fungi; Basidiomycota; Agaricomycetes; Boletales; Suillaceae.
GAACAAGUCAAGCUCGCUCACACAUGCUGAUACUGAUUUUCUAAAUUUCUUUGCGCGAGGUUACUUGCAGAUUUAUUCUACGACUCACAGCGAUCGUUCGAAGACGAGUGUGCGUUCAAAUAGCUCUACCUCGAUUCUUUUCUUUGGGGGUGGGCAACCCAGCAAAUGCAGCUCAAAGCUCCUUUUUCCUGAAAACGUCACGCCGCAUCGCCGGCAUGGAUACGUUACACCGAGAUGUAUGUCUUGGAUGUGCUUGACAAGGGCGCACUUCUCCAUGUGUUGUGCGCAGCCGUCCCACCAGCAUGUCAGGGUGGCAUCUUCAGCCCCCCGGCACCCGUGGACGCUACAGAGAUGCAAGGAUAGCGCGUCACCUUUGAGGACGUCGCGGCAGCGUACUCCGUCACCUCUGUCCCACAGGCAGAUGAUUUUGUCCUUCAACAGGGUUGGUGGAGAUGGUGCCCGAUGGUGUACUCGAUAGCCAUGAUGCAGUUCUGGAAUUAAUGUUAGAGCGGGCUGUGGUGACCUUUUUGUUUGAAAGCGUGAUGUGAGUGCAUCCCGACAGUGCACCUCUUAUUAUCUGCAAACAAAACCAAUACAAGCAUCUGAGUCAAGGGGAAACCCCAAAAACAGGCUGUCAAAAAGUUGUAGUUUGCAAGUAGGACAUGCUUAGAUUGUAAAUAACCCAUUGUCUCGGUGUCAAAGCGAAAC